AUGUGCGGGCGGAAGCGUGUGUAUGGACCGAGCAAUACCAAAAUUGGAGCUGAGUCUUGGUUGUGCUCCCUAUGUUUUACCGCAAACGAAGCAUUCUCUACGAAAUGUCAUGGCUGUAUGGAAUCGCUUCCGGAGGUCGACCGCUCGACAUUUUACACCACUUAG
This is a messenger RNA of Plasmopara halstedii, 165 nucleotides long. RefSeq lists its product as hypothetical. The coding region runs from base 1 to 165 and encodes 54 amino acids. The transcript has 2 exons. The record is from RefSeq and is a predicted model, not a curated record. Lineage: Eukaryota; Oomycota; Peronosporomycetes; Peronosporales; Peronosporaceae.